Messenger RNA from Tricharina praecox, 1118 nucleotides. RefSeq lists its product as uncharacterized. The coding region runs from base 219 to 908 and encodes 229 amino acids. Lineage: Eukaryota; Fungi; Ascomycota; Pezizomycetes; Pezizales; Pyronemataceae. The transcript is spliced from 2 exons. The record is from RefSeq and is a predicted model, not a curated record.
UCUGUCGACUCCUGCUUCUGCCUGCCUGCCCGCUUGCCUGCCUGCUUGCCGACUUGCCUGCCUGCCCUAGCAGCGGAGGGAAACUUUACUAUAUUCAGCCCCUACGUUAUAUACCAUCCACCUCGACCACCUUUCUGCGAUCUCUGCGAUAUCUCGAUCUAUCCUCACUCCAACCUUUAUUUGGAUUCAAAGUGUGCCUCUGUCCCACUCUAUCCUUGAUGCAGCUCCAGAUGCAAAGUCAACGUUAUGAUAGACAGCAACAGCAGCAACAACAGCAGCGGUCCGAACGAAGCCCAGAACGAACACCUUCCCUGAACACGGACUACCACUUCGACCUUGCCACGGAGAUUCAAGCACGAUAUCAGCCUCAACAUCAGCAAUACCAGCACCAGCACCAGUUCCAGAGUCCGAGCCAGAACCAACACCACCAACAGAGAGCCAGAGACAGGGACGACAUGUCGAUGGCGGGAGCGCGCAGGACGUCCAUAAACGGAGGCAGCACAAACGGCGGUAACAACAAUAAGGACUCGUAUCGCGCGCGAGACGAUGGAUGCCGGCUUCGUUCCCCCCCUUCGUCACCACGGCUACAGCCGACGACGACCGCGACCCCGAGCGCAAACACAACCCGGACAACCACACCGCGGAAUGGACGAAAUGAACACCGAUUGACCCUGCCGAUUUCAAGGCGAUUGUUACGGAGCGACUGGGUGAACCUGGAGGGACUGGUUCAGUGCGCCUUGGGAUGCCUCGGAAAGGAGGAAUGCACAGGCAUAAGCGAGCUUGUACUUGUGUACUUAACAUCCUCCCGUCCUCAUCCUCGUCCUCCCUUAUCCCCUUCCCUUCUUCUUUUUCUUCUUCAACUUCAACUUCAGCUAUCCGCUGGGGUUGAAGGGCACGGCUGCAUCUGAGACCAUCCAAGGCGCCCUAUAACCGGGUUUGUCUGAGGAACCAGAGCCAGAGUGUCGGGGUCUCCUUGACCAUUACCCCUCCCCAGUCUUGCAUUUCCUUUACCUACAUCCAACAUCCCCUCAUGUCUUUGGUCUCGCAUACUGGAAUCGGGGCGGUAGAAUAAUAUUCUCAUCAAUGCGCGGAAAAAUGGAUCGUCUCUCAUGUCGUCA